Molecule: messenger RNA, 4920 nt
Organism: Alexandromys fortis (reed vole)
Lineage: Eukaryota; Metazoa; Chordata; Mammalia; Rodentia; Cricetidae
Gene: Esyt3
Product: extended synaptotagmin 3
Exons: 23
Coding region: 125-2794 (889 amino acids)
Biological process (GO): lipid transport
Cellular component (GO): endoplasmic reticulum membrane; extrinsic component of cytoplasmic side of plasma membrane
Molecular function (GO): phosphatidylethanolamine binding; phosphatidylcholine binding; phosphatidylinositol binding
Source: RefSeq, a predicted model, not a curated record
GGCUGGUGGAGCAGGAGCGGAGCGCAGCGGAGACCUGCUUUGAGGACAGAUGUGCCCAAGCAUAGGGGUGCUCCAACCUGAGCUGGGGUGAAGCUUCAGGAGAAGGCAAGAGGGCGACAGAGAGAUGCAGGCGGAGGAGCCGUGCGCCCCUAGCGCACCCCGCAGCCCCGACGACCCGCAGAGAAGUCAGCGCGCACGGAACCCGGAGCUGCGCCUGUCGGGUCAGCUGCUUCCGGAGCUUUACGGCUUGGUGGCACGCGUGCUCUUCUACCUGGCACCCGUCUACCUGGCAGGCUACCUGGGGCUCAGCGUCACCUGGCUGCUCCUUGGCGCCUUCAUCUGGAUGUGGUGGCGCCGGAACCGCCGCGGGAAGCUGGGGCGCCUGGAGGCCGCCUUCGAAUACCAAGAGCACGAGCGCGAGUUCAUCAGCCGCGAGCUGCGGGGCCAGCACCUGCCGGCCUGGAUACACUUCCCAGACGUGGAGCGCGUGGAGUGGGCCAAUAAGAUCAUCACGCAGAUCUGGCCCUACCUAAGCAUGAUCAUGGAGAACAAGAUCCGGGAGAAACUGGAGCCCAAGAUCCGGGAGAAGAGCGUCCACCUCAGGACCUUCACCUUCACCAAGCUCUACUUUGGACAGAAGUGCCCCAAGGUGAACGGUGUUAAGGCACACACUGACAAAUGUAACCGGAGGAAAGUGACCCUGGACCUGCAGCUCUGCUACAUCGGGGACUGUGAAAUCAGUGUGGAGCUUCAGAAGAUCCGAGCAGGUGUGAACGGCAUCCAGUUGCAGGGCACCCUGCGUGUCAUCCUGGAGCCCCUGCUAGAGGACAAGCCCUUUGUGGGAGCCGUGACCAUAUUCUUCCUUCAAAAGCCGCACCUGCAGAUCAACUGGACGGGCUUGACCAACCUACUGGACAUGCCGGGUAUCAAUGACGUAUCAGACAGUUUGCUGGAAGACCUCAUUGCUGCCCACCUGGUGCUGCCCAACCGUGUGACUGUACCCGUGAAGAAGGGGCUGGAUAUAAUCAACCUGCGCUUCCCUCUGCCCAGCGGGGUGAUCAGAGUCCAUUUGCUGGAGGCCGAGAAGCUGGCCCAGAAGGACAACUUCCUAGGGCUUGGAGGCAAGUCAGACCCAUACGCCAAGGUGAGCAUUGGCCUGCAGCACUGCCGGAGCAGGACCGUCUACAAGAACCUGAACCCCACCUGGAAUGAAGUGUUCGAGUUCAUGGUGUACGAAGUGCCUGGGCAGGACCUGGAGGUGGACCUGUAUGACGAGGAUACUGACAGGGAUGACUUCCUGGGCAGCCUGCAGAUCUGCCUUGGAGAUGUCAUGAUGAACAGAGUGGUUGAUGAGUGGUUUGUUCUCAGUGACACCACCAGCGGGAGGCUGCACCUGCGGCUGGAGUGGCUCUCCCUGCUCACGGACCAGGAAGUGCUGCUGGAGGACCAUGGUGACCACUCCUCCGCCAUCCUCGUGGUCUACUUAGAAAAUGCCUGCAACCUGCCGAGAAACCCUUUUGACUACCUUAAUGGUGAAUACCGAGCCAAAAAACUCUCCAGGUUUGCCAAAAAUAAGGCCAGCAGAGACCCUUCUUCAUAUGUCAAGCUAUCCGUAGGCAAGAAGACCUUCACAAGUAAGACCUGUCCCCACAGCAAGGAUCCUGUGUGGAGCCAGGUGUUCUCCUUCUUCGUGCACAGUGUGGCAGCCGAGCAGCUCUGCCUGGAGGUGCUGGAUGAUGACCUGGAGUGCGCCCUGGGAGUAUUGGAGUUUCCACUGUGCCAGAUCCUCCCCUGUGCCAACCUCACCCUUGAGCAGCGCUUCCAGCUGGAUCACUCAGGCCUGGACAGCCUCAUCUCCAUGAGGCUGGUGCUUCGGUUCUUACGUGUGGAGGAACGAGAACUGGGAAGCCCAUAUACUGGGCCCGAUGCUGUAAAGAAAGGCCCUCUGUUCAUCAAGAAGGUGGCCACCAACCAGGCUCACAAAGCUCCAUCCCAGGGAGAAGGCCCUGCAGAUGUGACACAUGCCUCGGACCUUGCCUCUGACAUCAAGGGAGCAUCCAAGAGCACUGAAACCACCACAGCUGUCACCAAGGCCACAGAGCCUAAGCCCCCAGAGACAAGCCUGGAGUCGAAAGGCAAGGACAGUGCCAAAGGGCUCUGUGAGUUCAUGGGGAAGAAGAGGAACCCAGCUACCAUCUUCCUGACUGUCCCAGGCCCCCACUCUCCAGGGCCCAUCAAGUCACCCAGACCCAUGAGCCGCCCUGCCUUCCCAUUCGCAUGGCCACCCACAAGGCUGGCUCCCAGCAUGUCCUCACUCAACUCCCUGGCUUCUUCCUGCUUUGACAUGACAGAUGUCAGCCUCAACAUUGAAGAUGGGGAUCCUAGGCAGCGACGGCUGGGUGAGAUUCAGCUCACAGUACGCUAUGUGUGUCUUCGACACUGUCUCAGGGUGCUAGUCAACGGGUGCAGAAACCUGACACCAUGUACCAGCAGUGGAGCUGAUCCCUAUGUUCGCAUCUACCUAUUGCCUGAAAGACGAUGGACGAGUCGCAAGAAGACCUCAGUAAAGCGCAAGACCCUGGAGCCCCUAUUUGAUGAGACAUUUGAAUAUUUUGUUCCUAUGGAAGAAGUACAGAAGAGGUCACUGGAUGUUGCAGUGAAAAACAGUAGGCCUCUUGGCUCACACAGAAGAAAGGAGCUGGGAAGAGUACUGAUUGACUUAUCAAAAGAAGAUCUGAUUAAGGGUUUUUCACAGUGGUACGAGCUGACUCCAGACGGACAGCCCAGGAGCUGACGAUGGGUGCUAUCACCAAAAUGUCAGAAAGUGUAUGCAUGUAUUUUGUUAAUAAGAACACAUAUUUGAUGGAAGUGGAUGCUGUGUGAACUCUAACUGCAUGACUGGAUAGUAAUGGGGAUCAUGUAGAAGUACAACUAUCUCUUAAUUUGAUUAGUUCAAAUUCAGAAACUGUGGUAUUGGUGUCUAAUGAGGCACCAAAACCCCAGCAGUGAUUUCUCGCUUUGGUAAUUGUUCACAUCGCAUUUAGAAUUGCCUAAAGGGUGUGCAAGAAAAGUGCCCUCUCUCCAACACAGGGUUGGGUUGGGGCAGCUACCAGCAUCCCCGGCAGGUCUGACCAAAGGAGGCCACUCUUGUGGAAAUAAAAAGUGACCAAACCAGGGCUGGAGAGAUGGCUCAGCGGUUAAGAGCAUUGCCUGCUCUUCCAGGGGUCCUGAAUUCAGUUCCCAGCAACCACAUGGUGGCUCACAGCCAUCUGUAAUAAGGUCUGGUGCCCUCUUCUGGUGAGUAGGCAUACACACAGACACAACAUUGUAUACAUAACUAAAAGUAACCAAACCCAAAACUGCCCAGAGCUAACACUGCCAAAGCCCUUCUGGUUGCUGCCUGUGGUGCUCAUAAGCCUAGACGUUUGCCCCUGGUUCACUGGAGCUGACAGUGUUAGAGUGAUACCCUUAAGUAUUCCACGUUUACUGCUCCGGGAAGGCCUAGGGGCAAACUUCUGGCAUGUGGCAUUAUUUUCAUAGGAAGCUUUAAUCCUAACCCCAAGCAUCUGAACUCUGGGUGCUGGAGGCUGCAGAACAGUAACUUCCCAGGAGGAGUGGGGGCUUUCUGUAUUUCUCACAGAUAAGUUUGAGACUUAGUUCUGAGAUGGCUGAGUCACCCUGAUAUACAUAUUAAAAGGAAAAUAUGUAAAUUGUAUAUUUAAACAAGUGCCUUUUACACAUUUCAGUUUGUAAGACCGGACUUUUUUGUUCUUAUACGUUUCUUGGGUGAUUGUCAAGGCCACACCCUUAUCUUUCACCCACUCAGGCAAUAUUGCCUGCCAUGUUCCUGUUGUCUUCAGUGAUGCUUUUCUUUAUUAUUAUUCUGUGUAUGAUGUGAGCAGGAGGUGUAUAUGUGUCACGGCACAUGUGGUUAAAGGACAACUUUGUGACAGAGAUGGUUCUAACCCUUUAUGUAGUUUCCGGGCAAGCUUGCACAACAAAGCACCUUAGCCACUGAGCCAUCUCGCAGGCCCUUCUCUGAUGCUCUUCUAAAGAAUGGCGACAGUUGGGUAUGGUGGCACAUGGCUUUCAACCCAGCACUGGGAGGCAGAUGGACCUCUGAGUUUAAGGCCAGCCUGGUCUACAUAGUGAGUUUCAGGCUAGCCAAGGCUACAAAGUGAGACUGUGUCUCAAAAAACCAAAAAAACAAAAAAACAAAAACAAAACCCAGCAACAUUCCAACUAGAUAUAGUGGCUACUCCUGUAAUCCUAGCACUUGGGAGGCUAAGGCUGGCCUGCCUGGGUUAAACAGCAAGAUUCUGUCUCAACAGAAGAAAACAACAGUAUUUAUUAUAGUGUGUAAUAUUCAUAGCUCUGACUCACCUGCCAAAUGUGAGACAGCCUGGUCUUUGGUUUCUGCUGCUAUAGUCCUGUGCAGAUGUGUGUUCAGCAGCAUCCUGAGAACAGAGUAGUCCAGAUACUGUAUCAUCUUUUCCAAUGGCCAGUCCAUACUGCAAUAGCCUCUUCCUGUGUAGCGCUUUCCACUUGAACAAUUCUUGGUGUUGUUUACAAGCUCUACUAGGUCACAUGCUAAGCAACUACAUGUUUUAGUUUGUAUCUCAACUGAACUGUAGACUACUUGAUGCAUAAUAAAGUUUUUGCAGCUAUUUCUCUUGUGUGUGUGUGUGUUAUGUAUGUGUGUAAAAAAGAGACUAGAGGAUGCCCCUCCCCCUUUUUUCUUUGAGACAGGAUCUCUCACUGGCCCAGAACUCAUCAAGUAGGCUAGCUUGGCUGACUAGUGAACCCUAGGGACCCAAAUUCCCACCCUCCCGGUGCUAGGAACAUAAGAUGUACUGCCUUACCUGUUUAUUGUUAUGUUGAUUAACGUUGAGUUCUGAGACUCAAACUCAGAUUCUUGUA